AGUCCCUGAUAGACCCGUUCGACUAUAAAGAGUCGGCGAUCGGUCCUCACAGGAUCAUUCGUCAGUGUCUUUAAGCUAGUCACAUUGUGCAGUUUCAGCUCCAGUGAAAUCAAUCAUUUCAAGAUGAUGCUAAGCUCAGCAGUUGUAUCUGUGGCCUUACUUUUCGCUCUGGGCGCAAUCGAGGAGACCUAUGGUCUUCACAUUCCUAAACUGAACCUGGCCCAUAUGAGCAAACUUCACCAGCCCAUAUGGAAUCACUCACUGCACUACGGCGAGCACAAACCCAACGAAUAUGUGCUUUACAAGACAGUCAUAAGCUCGGACGACGGCGACUAUAAGGAGUUCCCAGAGGAAGGCAAAACCAACGACAAAACCAUCACUGCAAUAGAAAUCAUAGAUAAACUAGCCAACGGUAAAUCCGGUUUUGUCUACCACUACGACGGUGUCGGCAGUAAGAAUGCCACUUUUGCCUACGUCAACAACAAUGAUAGCCCCUACAAAUUCUUUAUUACGGUCUUAGCACAACCAGAAGAAUCGGACUGUUAACAAAGCCAAACAUUGGGACGACCUGGAGGAUGGAUCGUGCAUCUACGCAAAGCAAUGUUAUGACCCGUUUCGCUUUCGUUCUGAUCCGUUCGGAUCAUUAUUUUAAGAUCGUUUGUAACUUAUAAAAAAUAUAUUAUUCUAAAGGCA
Molecule: messenger RNA, 693 nt
Organism: Bemisia tabaci
Lineage: Eukaryota; Metazoa; Arthropoda; Insecta; Hemiptera; Aleyrodidae
Source: RefSeq, a predicted model, not a curated record